UUGUGCAUGCGGGCUCAGCCUAAUAUGAAAUUCAAUUAUUCACCCGACUCUCCAUGCAUACCAUUAUCGAAACCAAAAACCAAACGAGAGAGACAACAACAACAGCAACAAAAGAACACCCUGCACGACAGUUGGGCGGACAAAAACGAGCGUCUCGUGUCUUUUAGCUAUUUGCUUCCUGAACCAAGCCGCACUGCGUACCGUCGUCUUGCUGCAACAGCGAACAGGUUCGGCGGUGUUUGGGUGUUCGAAUCCAUUCGAAGUGUUGGAAGAAUGAGCCGGUGCGGGUGUAUCGCCAUCCUGCUGAUCGGUGCGCUAGGGGUCGGGUCGCACGUGGCCCUGCCCGCCAACGAGAGCCGCCGCAUCGACGUCGAGUUUUACAGCGUGCGCACCAACCGCACGUUCAAAUAUCCGACCGUUUCGCUGGGCACGUUUGGCCCGAACCGGCCCAAGUUCGCGAUCCGGGACAAUCGGUGCGAGUGCGCCGACCUCACGUGCACGUGCUGCGCCGGGCUGCGCAUGGAGCGGCUGGAGUUCGAUCGGCUGUUCUGUUCCGCCUUCACGUACGUGCCGUACGAGUUCGCGAUCGAUCUGGAGGUGCUGAUGGACGCGGAACCGAUCUACCGCAGCUCCCUGUCGGCCAAGAAUCCGCCCCCGCUCUGUCUGCCGGUGCCGAUCCCGUACGUGCCGCUGAACGCGAACCUCUGCCUGCGCCUGUUCGACGUCUACACGCCCCGCCAGAACCUGCACCUCUGCCUGGACGUGGAGGCGCGCGUGUGGGCCAACCCGCUGCUGAUACUGCAUUUCGAAUGUAUGCGGCUCGGUGCGGACGGGCUGGUGUGGCUCAAGCCGGCCGACGGCGACGGGUUCGGGCCGCCGGACCCACCGCACAUCGACACCUACGACGAAGUGACGGAAGACAGACUCGGCUCAAUUUAGCUAGCCCUGGC
Molecule: messenger RNA, 950 nt
Organism: Anopheles arabiensis
Lineage: Eukaryota; Metazoa; Arthropoda; Insecta; Diptera; Culicidae
Exons: 2
Coding region: 7-939 (310 amino acids)
Source: RefSeq, a predicted model, not a curated record